Molecule: messenger RNA, 2421 nt
Organism: Knipowitschia caucasica
Lineage: Eukaryota; Metazoa; Chordata; Actinopteri; Gobiiformes; Gobiidae
Source: the annotation of a GenBank genome assembly
AUGCAGCAGAGACACAGAGACACAGCAGAUCUCAGGGCUGUGGCGGUGGUUGUGGCGGUGGCGGUGGUUGUGGUUGUGGCGGUGGUUGUGGCUGUGGUUGUGGCUGUGGCGGUGGUUGUGGUUGUGGUUGUGGUUGUGGCUGUGGUUGUGGCUGUGGUUGUGGUUGUGGUUGUGGCUGUGGUUGUGGCUGUGGUUGUGGUUGUGGCGGUGGUUGUGGCUGUGGCUGUGGUUGUGGCUGUGGUUGUGGUUGUGGCUGUGGUUGUGGUGGUGGUUGUGGCUGUGGUUGUGGUUGUGGCUGUGGCUGUGGCAGUGGUUGUGGCUGUGGCUGUGGCGGUGGUUGUGGUUGUGGCUGUGGUUGUGGCUGUGGUUGUGGUUGUGGCUGUGGUUGUGGCUGUGGCGGUGGUUGUGGCUAUGGUUGUGGUUGUGGCUGUGGCUGUGGCAGUGGUUGUGGUUGUGGUUGUGGUUGUGGUUGUGGCUGUGGCUGUGGCUGUGGCAGUGGUUGUGGCUGUGGUUGUGGUUGUGGCGGUGGUUGUGGCUGUGGUUGUGGUUGUGGCUGUGGCAGUGGUUGUGGCUGUGGUUGUGGUUGUGGCUGUGGUUGUGGCUGUGGUUGUGGUUGUGGCUGUGGCUGUGGUUGUGGCUGUGGUUGUGGUUGUGGCUGUGGCGGUGGUUGUGGCUGUGGUUGUGUGGGGUGGUUGUGGUUGUGGUUGUGGCUGUGGUUGUGGCGGUGGUUGUGGUUGUGGUUGUGGCUGUGGCUGUGGUUGUGGUGUGGUUGUGGCUGUGGUUGUGGCUGUGGUUGUGGUUGUGGCUGUGGCUGUGGUUGUGGUUGUGGUUGUGGUUGUGGCUGUGGCGCUGGCUGUGGCUGUGGCUGUGGUUGUGGCGGUGGUUGUGGCGGUGGUUGUGGUUGUGGUUGUGGUUGUGGCUGUGGCAGUGGUUGUGGCUGUGGUUGUGGUUGUGGCUGUGGUUGUGGCUGUGGUUGUGGUUGUGGCUGUGGCUGUGGUUGUGGCUGUGGUUGUGGUUGUGGCUGUGGCGGUGGUUGUGGCUGUGGUUGUGGCGGUGGUUGUGGUUGUGGUUGUGGCUGUGGUUGUGGCGGUGGUUGUGGUUGUGGUUGUGGCUGUGGCUGUGGUUGUGGUUGUGGCUGUGGUUGUGGCUGUGGUUGUGGUUGUGGCUGUGGCUGUGGUUGUGGUUGUGGUUGUGGUUGUGGCUGUGGCGCUGGCUGUGGCUGUGGCUGUGGUUGUGGCGGUGGUUGUGGCGGUGGUUGUGGUUGUGGUUGUGGUUGUGGCUGUGGCUGUGGCGCUGGCUGUGGCUGUGGCUGUGGUUGUGGCGGUGGUUGUGGUUGUGGUUGUGGCUGUGGCGGUGGUUGUGGCGGUGGUUGUGGUUGUGGCUGUGGCGGUGGUUGUGGCUGUGGUUGUGGCGGUGGUUGUGGUUGUGGUUGUGGCUGUGGCUGUGGUUGUGGUUGUGGUUGUGGCUGUGGUUGUGGUUGUGGUUGUGGCUGUGGUUGUGGCGGUGGUUGUGGCUGUGGUUGUGGCUGUGGCGCUGGCUGUGGCUGUGGCUGUGGUUGUGGCGGUGGUUGUGGCGGUGGUUGUGGUUGUGGUUGUGGUUGUGGCUGUGGCGCUGGCUGUGGCUGUGGUUGUGGCGGUGGUUGUGGUUGUGGUUGUGGCUGUGGCUGUGGGGGUGGUUGUGGCGGUGGUUGUGGUUGUGGCUGUGGCGGUGGUUGUGGCGGUGGUUGUGGUUGUGGCUGUGGCGGUGGUUGUGGCGGUGGUUGUGGUUGUGGCUGUGGCGGUGGUUGUGGCGGUGGUUGUGGUUGUGGCUGUUGCGGUGGUUGUGGCUGUGGUUGUGGCGGUGGUUGUGGUUGUGGUUGUGGUUGUGGCUGUGGCGCUGGCUGUGGCUGUGGCUGUGGUUGUGGCGGUGGUUGUGGUUGUGGUUGUGGCUGUGGCUGUGGCGGUGGUUGUGGCGGUGGUUGUGGUUGUGGCUGUGGCGGUGGUUGUGGCUGUGGUUGUGGCUGUGGUUGUGGCGGUGGUUGUGGUUGUGGUUGUGGUUGUGGCUGUGGCUGUGGCGGUGGUUGUGGCGGUGGUUGUGGUUGUGGCUGUGGCGGUGGUUGUGGCGGUGGUUGUGGUUGUGGCUGUGGCUGUGGCGGUGGUUGUGGCGGUGGUUGUGGUUGUGGCUGUGGCGGUGGUUGUGGCUGUGGUUGUGGUUGUGGUUGUGGCUGUGGCUGUGGCGGUGGUUGUGGCGGUGGUUGUGGUUGUGGCUGUGGUUGUGGCUGUGGUUGUGGCUGUGGUUGUGGCUGUGGCGGUGGUUGUGGCUGUGGUUGUGGUUGUGGUUGUGGCUGUGGCUGUGGUUGUGGUUGUGGCGGUGGUUGUGGUUGUGGCGGUGAAGCAAAGGGACAGAUGGAAGGACUUAGUGUUUGUGGCGAUGCAAAAGUAA